AUGGACAGAAUAGCCCCGGAGAUACUGUACAUCGUUUGCUCAUUUCUGAGUGUCGACGACAUUAUCAACUUCCGCCUCGUCACCAAGUCCUUCGCCGACAUUGGAGCCGCUUACAUGCUACCCGAGGUCACCUUCUUUAUGCACGGAGAGGAGCUGGAGCGGUUACGAGCCAUCUCACUACACCCGGUCUUUUCUCGGAAUAUAUGCUCUCUGACAUAUUUCGCCCAGGCGCUGGACUACCCGAAGGUCUCCUUCCACGAGUUCCGGAGGGACCACAAGCGGGAGCUGAGAUGGAAUUCGAAGCUGAAGAAGCUGAACCUGUCAUUCCACCAGUUGAUGGACGAGUACAGGAAGUAUGAGAGUGCUGCCGAUGAGCAGACCGCCAUCAUGAACGGCAAGCUCGAUAUUCAAGUGCUGCAAGAGGUGCUGCCGAGGCUCACAAGUCUACAACGCAUGACCAUGUCCGCCGGCAACAUCUUCUAUGAGGGAAGGGUCAAAAAGAACCCGCGACACAAACCUAUGGAGGAUAUCAUGCGGGGAAACAACAGCUUGGCCGCCCUCAAUCCAGAGGGUGCGCGUCCGCUCGAGGCGUUGUUAAAGGCGAAUGCCGACGUCAAGUGCGCCUUGAAGAGUCUCCGUGCAGGCACCCUGCACUGGAGGUUCUUCAAACGGAGUGCAGCAGAGCUGAUGCGAAUGUUCAAGCCACUGUCUGGUCUAUGGUCAAUCGAGUUCAUCAUCAGCGUCGAGCCGGCAGACGAGAGAAGACACGAGAGCAACUCGGCUGGCAAGUGCCGACGGGUGCUGGCCAAGGGGGCUCUGAGAAACAUAUUCAAGUCCAUGACGGAACUCCGAUCCCUCUGUGUUGAGAUCGAUUCUAUGGAAUGCGAGGAUCUGGAUAAAGGAGCAGGACUGGAGCACCUGAUCGAACCAGGGUUCAAAUGGCCUCAUCUACGGGAGCUGGUCAUCGGUGGCGUCGAUUGCGACAGGCAAGAACUGAUGAAUGUCUUGGAAACACACAGCAGCACGCUUCAACGGCUCUGCUUGAGGGACAUAUGCCUCAUAUCAACCUCGUGGAAGAAGCUGCUUCCGGAAAUCAGAAAGAAUAUGUUCCUGGUCGAAGCAUGCAUUUGCGGUGACUUGUACGGUCGGGACGAGGACGGGGAGGAGCCGAACGAUCCAUUCUGGACGACUGGGCAUCUUGGGCCAGAUCUUGAAUACUGGGACUUGUCGGUCCCGGAGGUUGGCGACCACGAGAUGAGAGACUCUAUCAAUGUCUACUGCCGAUUCGGUGGUCACCUCUAUCCCGACGAGGUCCCUCUUACGGAGGAAGUGGUGGACAAGUAUUACGACGAUCACGUCAAGGGUCUUUUCGAAGACAGCGAUCUCGAAGACGACGAGUCCGAUCUCGACUCAUUAUACCUUGAUGGGCUGGGCAGUACGGACAUCUCGGACAGCAGCCAAGACGGCUGGGAGGAUGUCGAUAGCGAUGAGGAGAUCAGCGAUGACCUCGAGAACUCCAAUACUGAAGACGCAAGCUCAGAGGAAUUUGGACUAGCCGUUGGGAUGAGCGACUUGGAAGACGCGGGCACAGACGAGAAUGGAGUAGCCAUUGGGAUGGUAGAGAGCGACUCGGACGACGCAACUGAUGAAGAAAUGGGGAGCGACAGUGAUGAGUGA
Molecule: messenger RNA, 1677 nt
Organism: Anthostomella pinea
Lineage: Eukaryota; Fungi; Ascomycota; Sordariomycetes; Xylariales; Xylariaceae
Source: the annotation of a GenBank genome assembly